AUGUCGCGUCUGUGCCCGUUGCUGCUGCGGCGCAGCCCGGGGCCCCCCCCGGGGGCCCCCGCCGCCGCCUGCCUCCGCAGCAGCAGCAGCAGCAGCAGCAGCAGCAGCAGCAGCAGCAGCAGCAGCAGCGGGCCGCUGGCCCUGUCUGCUGCGCGCCGCGGGGGCAACCACAUCUACCUCGGGAGGUACCACGACUUCAACCAGUGGGAGUUUCUGCCGCACCCUUUGCUGCAGCAGCGGGGGAGUUUGCUGCCAGUGGGCAGCAGCUACGAGCCAUACUUGAGCCGCCUGCAGCUGCUGCAGCAGCAGCAGCAGCAGCAGCAGCAGCAGCAGCAGCAGCAGCGGGUGCUGCGGGGCAGCGGGCUGCACGGCCCCGAGUGCGGCGAGCUGCUGCGGCUGGUGCUGUGGAACCGCCUCAAGCAGCGGCGGAAGCAGCGCGAAGUGCCGCAGCAGCAGCAGCAGCAAGACUUCAACAAGUUGGAAGUUGCAUGCGUUUGGUUCACUUGGAGUUUGCUGCUGUUCUUCCUGCCGCUUGCUGCAGCAGCAAAACGCUUCGUGCUGCAGCACGAGCACUUCCCCUGGACCCCCGAGCGCACGGACGGCAGCAGGGGCGAGGGCCCCUUCUGGUGGUUCCUCGAGUAG
This is a messenger RNA of Eimeria necatrix, 642 nucleotides long. RefSeq lists its product as hypothetical. The record is from RefSeq and is a predicted model, not a curated record. The transcript has a single exon. NCBI's taxonomy places the organism in Eukaryota, Apicomplexa, Conoidasida, Eucoccidiorida, Eimeriidae. Bases 1 to 642 code for a protein of 213 amino acids.